UUCGUUUGAAACAAUUUAACUUGGAAAGUUGAUUUGUUUAGUUUUCAUUUGUAUUGAGCAGUUGAAACUUCAUUUCCAUGUUUAUUUAUUUACAUUAUCCUUUAAUUAUUUUGUGUUAAUCAACUAAUCUAAUCACAAUUGUAAUCUCAUCAAAUCACUGAGCUUGUAUACAUUGACUGAAUGUGAUUAAAUUCUCAGAGCAAUUUGGUUAAUUAUUAAGACUUGAAAAUCAUCACCAACGUAAAAAUUGAACACAAACAUCUAAGUUGACUGAUUAUUCAAUUUGCUCCAAAUUCCAACUAAAAAUCAAUUUCUGUUGAACAAUUAAAAGAAAUCAAAAUGUUGGCUUCCAGAGGAUUAGUUAAUUGUAUUUCCAAGAGAUACAUAUCAGUCUCAUCCAGUCGAUUGUUGAAAUUUACUGAGCAACAUGAUGAACUUCGUAGUACCGUACGGAAGAUUGUGGAAAAAGAUAUUAAUCCAUUUGUUGACCAGUGGGAAAAAGAGGGAAUGUUUGAUGGACACAAACUGUUCAAAACUCUUGGAUCAGCGGGUUUACUUGGCUUGUGUCGCGAUCCAAAGUACGGAGGUCAAGGUCUCGAUUAUUCAUUUUCCGUCGCCAUGUACGAAGAGUUUGGUUAUCAUAUUAACGCUGCUGGUCCAUUAACGGGAAUCGGGGUCCAGGCGGAUAUGGCACAACCCGCUUUGGCUCGAUUCGCAAGUGAAGAGUUGAAACAAACUUUUCUAGCCCCAACAAUUUCCGGGGAUUUCGUUGCCUGUCUCGGAGUUUCUGAACCGGAAGGAGGAUCAGAUGUUGCUGCAAUCAAAACAACUGCUAAACGUGAAGGCGACGAUUUAAUCAUCAAUGGAGGUAAAAUGUGGAUCACCAAUGGCUAUCAAGCUGAUUGGAUGUGUCUCCUUGCAAAUACGAGUCAAGGUUCACCCCAUAAGAACAAAUCGCUCAUUUGUGUUCCACUUAAUCUACCGGGUGUUCAUCGAGCCAAAAAAAUCGCCAAAAUGGGAAAUUUAUCUUCGGACACCGCUCAGAUUUUCUUUGACAAUGUUCGAGUUCCGGCCAAAAAUAUUAUCGGCGAAGAGGGAAUGGGCUUCAUUUACCAAAUGAUUCAAUUUGCAGAUGAACGAUUAGUUGUUGGAUCAACUUCCACUGCAUCAGCACAAAGAGCAAUUAACGAUACAAUUGAAUAUUGUCGUCAAAGGAAAACAUUUGGACAGCCAUUGAUUGACAAUCAACACAUUCACUUUAAAUUGGCUGAGUUACAAUGUGAAGUCGAGGCUGUUAAAGCUCUACUUUAUCUCGCUGCAGAUAAAUUCAUCGAGGGAGAGGAUGUCACUUAUUUGGCGUCGGUAAUUAAGCUGAAAGGAGGUCGCAUGUUGAGGGAAGUUGCCGAUGGUUGUCUUCAAUUCUGGGGGGGAAUGGGCUAUUCGGACGACGUUCUCAUCAGUCGACUUUAUCGGGACACUCGAGUUAUUUCAAUCGCCGGAGGGGCCGAUGAGAUUAUGCUUGGAAUUGUGUGUAAAAUUAUGGGCAUUUUACCGAAAGCCAAAAAAGAUAAAUCAACUUGAUGUUAUUUUGUAUCGGGAUAAAGUUUCUUUUUAAUAUAAAAAGUAUAUUCUUUCGUUUAUAAUUUUUACGAUUGCAAAUAAAUCGAUGUUUUGAUUUACAA
Panonychus citri (citrus red mite) is the source of this 1682-nucleotide messenger RNA. RefSeq names its product probable acyl-CoA dehydrogenase 6. The record is from RefSeq and is a predicted model, not a curated record. The transcript has 7 exons. Gene Ontology annotation, biological process: fatty acid beta-oxidation using acyl-CoA dehydrogenase. Gene Ontology annotation, molecular function: flavin adenine dinucleotide binding; acyl-CoA dehydrogenase activity. NCBI's taxonomy places the organism in Eukaryota, Metazoa, Arthropoda, Arachnida, Trombidiformes, Tetranychidae. Bases 340 to 1581 code for a protein of 413 amino acids.